Trematosphaeria pertusa is the source of this 776-nucleotide messenger RNA. RefSeq names its product carbohydrate-binding module family 50 protein. Lineage: Eukaryota; Fungi; Ascomycota; Dothideomycetes; Pleosporales; Trematosphaeriaceae. The record is from RefSeq and is a predicted model, not a curated record. The transcript has 2 exons. Bases 76 to 666 code for a protein of 196 amino acids.
UCACUUUCCCAUUCCCGUCGUCAAUCAUUCCUUUGGUGAACAUCCCUCCAGAGCCUUGAAAGUUACGUCGUAAUCAUGGCCUUCACGCUUUCCGCCGGCAUGGCUCUUCUAGCCUCCAUCUCUGCCGUGGCUGCAGUCCCUUUCCCCGGAGCCUCCUUCCUCCAACCCCGUCAAGCAACCAUGCCCGACCAUUGCACGAACUACUGCAGCGUCGGCGCAGGCUGCGUCUGCAUCAUCAGACCCACGAACUGUGUCGCAAACUACACCGUAGAAGACGGCGACAGCUGCACAUCAAUCGUUGCAAAAUACCAGUCCUUCCGAGCCACCGACCUCUACGCCUGGAAUCCCGAGAUCGGCCGUGAGUGCUUCGGCUUGCAGUCCCACGUCCCUGUCUGCAUUGACGUGACCGGCUACACGUACCCCGGCCCCGUCGAGGGCGGCGAGAUUUGGACGCCCGAGCAGACGCCUGUGCCCGUGCAGCCGGGAAUUGUGUCGAAUUGCACACAGUUCGAGUUCACGGAUAGCAGUGGCAAGCCUGGCUUCGCGGCGCUGCUUAGAUCGAAUGGGAUUACGCAGGCGCAGUGGAAUGCGUGGAAUUAUCCGUCGCAGAACGAUACGGGCGAUUGGUCGCUUUGGGCGGGAUACUUCUCGUGUGUGAAGGCGUAGAUUGAGUUGGGCCGGAUUGUGGCGGUAUCGUUGGCUAGUGGCUCGUGUCUUUGCGUUGGAGGCAUUCAGGCAUGCUGCUAUGUGUACCGCCUCGUUCGUGGAAAGCGGGU